CCUGCUAUGGAAUGUGAUGAGAAGCUGGUCCGGUUCCGACAGGCCCACCUCAACCCCUUCAACAAGCAGCCGGGGCAAGGCCAGCAUGACCAGGAGGCUGGGGACGACCUUUCUUGUCGAGACUCGCUGCUGGGGCUGUCCCACGGGGACCCCGGGUUCCAGUGCUCGGAGCGCGUGAUGGACUUGGGGCUGGCGGAGGACCACUUCUCCCGCCCUGUGGGCUUGUUCCUGGCCUCCGACAUCCAGCAGCUGCGGCAGGCGAUCGAGGAGUGCAAGCAGGUGAUCCUGGAGCUCCCUGAGCACUCGGAGAGGCAGAAAGACGCUGUGGUGAGGCUCAUCCACCUGCGCCUGAAACUCCAGGAGCUGAAGGACCCCAGCGAAGACGAGCCCAACAUCCGGGUGCUCCUGGAACAUCGCUUCUACAAGGAGAAGAGUAAGAGCGUCAAGCAGACGUGUGACAAGUGCAACGCCAUCAUCUGGGGCCUGAUUCAGACCUGGUACACCUGCACAGGGUGUUACUAUCGCUGUCACAGCAAGUGCCUGAACCUCAUCACGAAGCCCUGCGUGAGGUCCAAGGUCAGCCACCAGGCCGAGUACGAGCUGAGCAUCUGCCCCGAGACAGGCCUGGACAGCCAGGAUUACCGCUGUGCGGAGUGCCGGGCGCCCAUCUCCCUCCGGGGUGUGCCCAGCGAGGCCAGGCAGUGCGACUACACCGGCCUGUACUACUGCGGAAACUGCCACUGGAACGACCUGGCCAUCAUCCCGGCCCGCGUCAUCCACAACUGGGACUUCGAACCCCGCAAGGUCUCCCGCUGCAGCAUGCGUUACCUUGCCCUGAUGGUGUCGCGGCCGGUGCUCAAGCUGCGGGAAAUCAACCCCCUUCUCUUUAACUACGUGGAGGAGCUGGUGGAGAUCCGGAAGCUGCGCCAGGAUAUCCUGCUCAUGAAGCCCUACUUCAUCACCUGCAAAGAGGCCAUGGAGGCUCGUCUGCUGCUUCAGCUACAGGACCGGCAGCACUUCGUGGAGAACGACGAGAUGUACUCACUGCAGGACCUGGUCGACAUCCAGGCUGGGCGCCUCAGCUGCUCCUUAACGGAGAUCCACACCCUCUUUGCCAAGCACAUCAAGCUGGACUGCGAGCGGUGCCAGGCGAAGGGCUUUGUGUGUGAGCUCUGCAAAGAAGGGGACGUGCUCUUCCCAUUCGACAGCCACACGUCGGUGUGCACGGACUGCUCUGCUGUCUUCCACAGGGACUGCUACUAUGACAACUCAACGACGUGCCCCAGGUGUGCCCGGCUCAGCCUGAGGAAGCAGUCGCUCUUCCGAGGCCCCAGUGCGGAGGAGCAGGCCUAGGGUCCCCCAGUGCCCCCCCGACCUUGGCACCAAAGAACAUUGGAGAGAACUGGGCGUUCCAGAGGGGCGCAGCUGCAGCGCUGGGGCUGCAAGAUCUGAACUAGCCGCCACCGGGGGCGGACCCCGGGCCAGGGAGCGAGAUGUCGCACAGGCCCGAAGGAGUGCUUUGCCCUGGGACUCUGGGACCAGCCCAGCACGUUGCCUGUUGCUGGGAGGCAGCUCAGCAGGUUCUGAACCCAGCUAUGAGAACUCCUGUGCUGGGGGGUGUGUGUAAUGGGGUGGCAGGAGUUGCUGGGGGGCUCUCGCUGUCCCAGCCGGC
Emys orbicularis (European pond turtle) is the source of this 1672-nucleotide messenger RNA. It is a transcript of the gene DEF8, whose product is annotated as differentially expressed in FDCP 8 homolog. The coding region runs from base 7 to 1353 and encodes 448 amino acids. The record is from RefSeq and is a predicted model, not a curated record. The transcript has 11 exons. NCBI's taxonomy places the organism in Eukaryota, Metazoa, Chordata, Testudines, Emydidae.